AUGAAGUUUAUGCCAAAUCGCGACCUUGACACGGUCACCUCCGCGCUCAACUUUACCACCCCCGAUCUCCACGUCGUAGGCGGUUGUGACCUGUACACUACCAAGGCAGCAGGAGGAGACAAGAAACUGUACAAGAACAUUGAAAAUGGCCUCGAAGCCCAAUACAAGUCGAACCUCCAAUUCUCUCAGUCGCUUUCCCCGCCUCAGGCGCAUGUGGCUGCGUCAAGCCUGAAUCUGAGCCGAAGCAGCCCCUUUGGGAACCUAGGGAUGAUCAGCUCGCGGAGGACUUAUGCGUACCUCAUAGCCACACUGAAUGCCAGUCACCCCCACUACGACUUCUCGCACGUCCUGCGCCCCACGGAUUUCAAACGAGAGAAGAGUCUCCGGCACGUCAUGAACACGGUCGACACGACCAUGUAUAAUCUUCGUUCACGGCCCGUCAAUUCCUACCUGAGAGACUCCGCCGGUCCUCCGUCCACUCAACCACAGUGGGGUCCGGCAAUGUGGAGGCUGAUUGACCAACAGAUGAGUCUGCGCGAUUGCGCCGUGUAUCGCUAUGCCCCAGAGGAUUUUGAUCCCUUUGAGGAUGAUGAUGAAGGUUCGAUCUGGUCGAUGAACUAUUUCUUCUUCAACAAAGCGAGGAAGCGCGUUUGUUACCUAUAUUUGCGUGGCAUCAGUGUGUUGGCAGUACCGACCAUUGAUGCGUUGCGGACCCCCAUCAAGUCUAAGCGUUUCGCCGACGAGGAGGUGGAUGGCUGGAUUACUCCCGACCUCGGCGCACACAAACGAGCAAAAUACUGGCUUGGUGAUCGAGAUGAUGUCGAAAUUGCUGAGCACGACGAUCGAGUUGAAGAAGAUGUGGAUAUGGCGGUGACGUCGGUUGAGAAGGAUGAUGGGCCUAUAGCGGCUCCUGUCUCCGUGAGCAAACAGCCAUUGAAGGACAAUGAUUCCCAGUCCGACGAUGAUGACUUCCCGCCCCCAACGAGGCCGGUCGUCGACGAGCAUGACAAUUACCUGCUCAGCGAUGAGGAGGUACGAAGUUUGCGAAGCCAGAGCAAAAGCACGGCGAGGGGGUUGAGUGAAGAGGUGGUGGGCCCUAUGGAAGUGUGA
Messenger RNA from Fonsecaea pedrosoi CBS 271.37, 1110 nucleotides. RefSeq lists its product as uncharacterized. Gene Ontology annotation, biological process: negative regulation of transcription by RNA polymerase III. Gene Ontology annotation, cellular component: nucleus. Gene Ontology annotation, molecular function: RNA polymerase III core binding. The transcript is spliced from 2 exons. Bases 1 to 1110 code for a protein of 369 amino acids. The record is from RefSeq and is a predicted model, not a curated record. Lineage: Eukaryota; Fungi; Ascomycota; Eurotiomycetes; Chaetothyriales; Herpotrichiellaceae.